Molecule: messenger RNA, 984 nt
Organism: Yarrowia lipolytica CLIB122
Lineage: Eukaryota; Fungi; Ascomycota; Dipodascomycetes; Dipodascales
Biological process (GO): very long-chain fatty acid biosynthetic process
Molecular function (GO): oxidoreductase activity, acting on the CH-CH group of donors
Source: RefSeq, a predicted model, not a curated record
AUGGUCAAUCUGUCUCUGCGUCCCCGUCCUGCCAAGGCCAAGUUCAAGGGUCUGCCCGCCAACCUCGAGGUGUCUCCUGAGGACACGGUGGCCUCUGUGGUGGCGAAAUUGAGCGCUGCCACCAAACUGUCCAAGUCCCGAAUUCGGCUCACUGUGGCCGAUGAGGAGAAUGGAGGCGCUCCCGGAGCCAAGAAGAAGCACAUUGUGCUCAAGCCCGAGCACGCUGUCGGCGAUUACCUCUUCUCCGACUCUCCUGUGGUGUUUGUGAAGGACUUGGGCCCCCAGAUCCCCUGGAGAACCGUCUUCAUUCUCGAGUACCUGGGACCUCUUCUGGCCCACCCCAUCAUCUUCUUUGGCCAGAAGUUCUUUUACCGACAGAGCUUUGAGUACACGUUUGCUCAGAAGCUGGUCUUCACUCUAUGCAUGCUGCAUUUCCUCAAGCGAGAGAUUGAGACCAUCUACAUCCACAAGUUCUCCUCCGCCACCAUGCCUCUGUUCAACCUCUUUAAGAACUCCGGCUACUACUGGUUCAUUGCCGGUUUCAACCUUGCCUUUUUCGUUUAUGCCCCCGCCUCCUUUUCUUCUCCCCAGGCUCCUCUGUGGAAGCGUUUCCUCUUUUCCACUGGCUUCUUUGAGCGAACCCCUCUGUUCCUCAACCUCAUGGCCGCCCUGUGGCUCUGGGGAGAGACCUCCAACUUCUGGACCCACUUCAACUUGGCUUCUCUGAGAAACGAUGGCUCCAAGGACCACAAGAUCCCCUUUGGCUACGGCUUCAACCUUGUUUCCUGCCCCAACUACUUCUUUGAGGUUGUCAGCUGGAUCGCAAUUGCCCUCAUGUGUGGCAACUGGUCCGCUUAUGUCUUUACUGCCAUUGGCUUCGGUCAGAUGUACGUCUGGGCCGUCCAGAAGCACCGACGAUACAAGCGGGAGUUUGGAGACCGGUACCCUCGAAACAGAAAGGUCAUGGUUCCUUUCUUGCUUUAG